Messenger RNA from Anthonomus grandis grandis, 4398 nucleotides. RefSeq names its product mitogen-activated protein kinase kinase kinase 11 (gene slpr). The record is from RefSeq and is a predicted model, not a curated record. NCBI's taxonomy places the organism in Eukaryota, Metazoa, Arthropoda, Insecta, Coleoptera, Curculionidae. The transcript has 20 exons. Gene Ontology annotation, molecular function: ATP binding; JUN kinase kinase kinase activity; protein binding. Gene Ontology annotation, biological process: protein phosphorylation. The coding region runs from base 351 to 3518 and encodes 1055 amino acids.
UGGGUGCAUUUAUGGCAUGGCCGCGACAACUCUGACAGCUUGACAUGAAAAUAUCGAAAAACAAGCAAAAAUAGUGGCAAAAAAUAACAAAAAUAUCGCAUAAAAACGGGCGUGUUUCGCGGGGCGACAUUGGAGUGACCGGAGUUCGUGUCGGGGGUUCCAUUGUUCAGUUCGGUGAUGCCGGAAUCGAGUAAAACAUCGGUUUCGGUGGUGUUUUUGUGACCACCUGGCCGGGCCCCGUACCUCCUCUUUGGGAACAUUAUUAUGGGCGAGCAACGUUUUGCAAGCAGCAGGAAUUCAAGGUCUCUAGUAUUAAAUUGAGGUUUUAGCUGUCUGGUUGGCAGCACCGGAUGCCUCCAUUGGUGGGCGCCCCCUCGCCCGUCCGCCAACUGAGGCGCAUGGACCGUUCCGCGUACGAAGUCAAGAAUGCCCCCUCCUCGGCACCCAGCUGUCCUAGUACCCCUGGAUCCACACAACUUGGUGGAUCUCGAUCUACAGGACUCUGUACUGCCUUAUAUGACUACGACGCCCAGGGGGACGAUGAGCUCAGUUUACGAAAAGGACAGAUCGUGAUAGUACUGUCCACAGAUGCCAAAAUAUCUGGUGACGAAGGAUGGUGGACUGGAAAGAUCGGAGAUAAGGUUGGGAUCUUUCCGGCAAAUUUCGUCAUCGACUCGGCGGAAGAGGAGGUCAAUCACGUGGAUUCGAUAUUCGCUGACGUUAAUUUGAUUAAGAUUAACUUUAGCGAACUCAAGCUGGAAGAGGUCAUCGGCGUAGGCGGCUUUUGUAAGGUUUAUCGCGGGGAAUGGCGCGGUCGAGAAGUGGCCGUAAAGGCGGCUCGUCGCGACGCCGACGAAGACAUGAAGGUCACCAUGGACAACGUCGUAAAAGAGGCGAAACUGUUUUGCCUAUUGAGGCACGAAAAUAUCGUCUCCCUGGAGGGCGUGUGUUUGCAAGAGCCCAAUCUUUGCCUGGUACUGGAGUACUGUCGUGGCGGUUCCCUAAACAGGGUACUGGCAGGUCGGAAAAUCCGACCAGACGUGCUAGUCGACUGGGCAAUCCAAAUCGCGAGAGGGAUGGACUAUCUGCAUUGCAGGGCGCCCAUUUCCCUGAUACAUCGGGACCUGAAAAGUUCAAAUGUGCUAUUAAGUGAAACGAUCGAAAACGACGACUUUAACUACAAGACCCUAAAAAUAACAGACUUCGGUCUGGCCCGGGAAGUUUAUCAAACCACAAGAAUGUCUCAGGCAGGUACAUAUGCAUGGAUGGCGCCGGAGGUGAUAAGAGACUCGACGUUUUCAAAAGCGAGCGAUAUCUGGAGCUACGGUGUUCUUUUAUGGGAGUUAUUGACCGGCGAGGUACCAUAUAAAGGCAUAGAUACCUUAGCAGUUGCUUAUGGGGUAGCUUGUAAUAAAUUGACGCUCCCUAUACCUACCACCUGUCCACAGCCUUGGAGAGAACUUAUGGAGAAAUGUUGGCAAUCGGACCCCCAUGAUCGGCCAUCAUUCGAACAGAUACUAAAAGAUCUCGACAAGAUUGUUCACUCCUCGUUUACUCAGACUCCUCACGAAUCUUUUCAUAUUAUGCAAGAGGAUUGGAGGAUAGAGAUAGAGGGGGUACUGUUGGAACUUCGUAGAAAAGAAAAGGCGUGCAAGUCAUACGAAGAGGAGUUGCGAAGUAGAGAGGAAGACCUUAAUCGGAAUGCGAUGCAGCAAAGGAUGCACGAGGAACAACUGCUGUUAAAAGAGAGGGAACUUCAGGCUAGAGAAAUCAGUAUUUUAGAAAGGGAAUUGCAUUUGAUGAUGACCCAGCAGCCUACCCCUACGCCUAAAAAAAGGAAAGGCAAAUUCAAGCGUUCCCGCUUGAAACUAAAAAAGGAGCCGGGAUCAAUAAUUAGUUCCCCACUGGACUUCAGACAUACUCUUACGGUACAACAUACUGUGGACCCUAAACCUCCUCCUUAUCCGGGGUACAUAAACCCCACAAGCCCUCCGGGAUCGCCUGCUAUUAUACCAAGGUUGAGAGCUAUCGCACUCCCCGCGGACGGCGUAAAAGGCAAAACGUGGGGCCCGAGCACGGUGCACCAAAAGGAGCGCGGGCAAAUAAUCGCGCCGACCGCCAAAAACCACUCGCACUUCUCGAAAUCGGCCCCGAACCUGGACAAGGCGAGAUCGCCGGGUCAACAACAGGGAGGGGGUGCCACCCUCGUACCCCCCGAUAUAGAUUACGUGCCGCCGGAGGAUUGGGGACCUGAAUAUCCAAUAGGCGGCGCUAGCAGGCAUAACAUUCCGAUGCCCACAUUGUAUAACGCGGAAGGUCAAAAACUAAAACCAAAGUUAGGAAUCGUAGAACUAGUCCUGUAUAAUAUUGCUGCAAUGUUGGCUGGAGUGGCGUCCGGCUAUGAUGUAAGACUGUCUAACAUUUCACCAUUACAUCCCAGAUUACAGCCUAACAGUCGUUUAGAAGUUGUGGACAUGCCUGCUUGGCGCCCCGUAGAACCUCAAGAGUACGAAUACUCCACCGUCUCAGGGUACAACCAUAACACGUAUCACGGUCCUACCAGACAUUGUAGACCUAUGCUCACUGGCUCGCAACUGUUAACUUUACAAAACGAAGAAAAAAGACCCUUAAGGUUUACAGACUCUCCCCAACAUCAUCCUCCGAAUCCCUCGCCUAGGAGAAAAUCAAGUUCGACCAGCAAUGACGGGUCGGACGUUUAUGCCACUUUCGAAAGAUCUGACAGGUCUGCCACCAUAUACAUUCCAGGAGAUUACCAUAGGUGUCAGACUGAAACAGGGCACUGUGUGGGCUGUAAUAUAGCUCAACCAUACACGAGCACUUACAGCAACAGCCAACAGGAACCAAGUUAUGGAUACAGUUCGGAGAACAGCGGAACUACAGCCACCUUGUAUGGCUACGGUACAGACUACGCCUACGAUAAUCCCAGCAGUAUCAGUAGUCAUAGUGGGACUAGGACCCCGCAACGGUUGCCCUUACAACAGGGUCACAGAAGAACGUCAUCUAACGUAUCCAAUGCGAGUUCUACCGCCACUAGUGGUUCGAAUAUUAAUCCUAGUUUUAGGUUAGAGGAAGAAUACACACCUACUAAUUACCUCCCGAGAAGACCGCCGUAUGAAUACGACUACAAUUCUUAUUCAAGAACGAACUCUCAGGAAUUAAGCAAUUUUGAGAGACCAAAUACGUUAGAAACGGUGGGUUUUACAAAACUCCGAUCCAGCCUGAAACGAAACAACUUUAAUACAUCAACCGGGGGUCACUCGGGUGGCAACACCCCCACUAAUCCGACUCCUCCAGACAGCUUAACUAGCGAUGACAGCUCAUAUAUUUCCGCUAAGGAGAGUAACAAUGGAUCCGUUAGUAGGGUGCGUUUUUCGCCCACCACCCUAAUGGAUUUACCAGUGCCAGGUCAAAAUUUAGAUACGACAAAACCGCUUCAGGCGAGGAGAAGUCGACUGAGACCUUCCUUAGCCGAGAUGGAACGGGAAUUCUUAUCAUAAUAUUUAAUAUGAUAUUAUAUGUACUAAUACUAGUCUUUAUUUGUAAAAAAGAGAGACCAGAUAUACUCAACAAAAUUUCUAAUGAAAUCUAGUCAUGCUUAAUCAAAAUUGGAUGAAUUCGCCUUUAUAUAGCUCAAUUUUUGUUUUGUUUUUUUUUUGUUCAGUUUAGUUUGAUGCUGCCUUGUACGUUGUAAGUGUAUUGUACGAUACUGCUCAAGUGUAUUUGCUAGUUUUUUAGCACUAAAUGUUGUUUUAUGACGAUGAUCAACUAUUUCGACAAUUAAAAGUCUUUUUGAGACUCGGUCAUAAAACAGUAAUAAAAUUAUAUAAACAAACAAUCCAUAGUGCCUGAUAUUUUAAAUAAUAUAAUGAUUGCAUUUCCUAUUUAUAUUGUUGUUUUAAGAACAAAUUGUACCUGUUUUUAAAUCUAGUGUGGCGGUCUGAGUGCAAUUUCUAAUCCACAUAAGACUUGAGUUUUUUUGUCAAAUUAAUAAGUAAGACUGUGUACUCAUUCCAUUUUUUCUUCAACUAAAAAUUGACCAACUGAGCAGCUAACAUGCGGUAAUUAAUAUCGACACGUGUGUAUAAAUUACAUGACAGUGUAAAUAUGAAUUUAUUUAUACAUAGUGUACAUAAUUUUUUAUAUAAAUUAAAUUAUUAACUGUUUUAGUCAUUUGGGCGCUGCUUUAGAAGCAAGCUGCGUUAAUCCUGAUGCCAUCAUAAGAUAUUAUAUACCUAUAAGAAUAAAUGCUAAUUUUAUGUUCUUUUCGAAUUGUACAUUCCAUGGAACAGAAUGAACCUAAUACUCUUUAUUGUGUGAAUAUGCGAUGUAGCAACUAAGAAAUUUAAGUCAAUAAUAAAUAGUUUUAUUUAAACGAGA